Sorex fumeus (smoky shrew) is the source of this 2973-nucleotide messenger RNA. RefSeq names its product NLR family pyrin domain containing 5 (gene NLRP5). Bases 1 to 2973 code for a protein of 990 amino acids. The transcript is spliced from 10 exons. Gene Ontology annotation, biological process: regulation of inflammatory response. Gene Ontology annotation, molecular function: protein binding. The record is from RefSeq and is a predicted model, not a curated record. Gene Ontology annotation, cellular component: cell cortex; subcortical maternal complex; mitochondrion. Lineage: Eukaryota; Metazoa; Chordata; Mammalia; Eulipotyphla; Soricidae.
AUGGCACUGGGUGCCCGGAGCUGCUGGGACUACAAGACACACCUGAAGAGUGGCUUUGCUGGUGGGCUGGUGGCAGAGGAUGGUGGCUUCCAGGACUUGGGUUGUGACAGCCCUGAGCUGCAGGCACUGUUCAGGGCCUUCCUGCCUGACGAGCAUGGCUUCCGGCCACGCACUGUGGUCCUGCAUGGGGAGCCAGGCACAGGCCAGGCCCUGCUGGUUCGUAGGCUCCUGCUGGGCUGGGCGCAGGACAAGGCCCUCCAGGACCUCUUCUCUUACGUCUUCCUCCUGCAGGCCCAGGACCUGCGGGGGCCGGCUGAGAGCAGCCUCCUGAAGCUGUUGUCCAGGGCCUGGCCUGCUGCUCCGGAGGCCGCACAGGACAUCGGGGCCUGGCCGGACAGGCUGCUGUUCGUGCUGGAUGGUUUUGAUGACCUGGACUGGACCUUUGGGGAUGAGGACGGGGCCACAUGCGCAGACUGGGCGGCGUGGCAGCCCGUGAAGGUGCUGCUCCGAAGUUUGCUCCGGAAGGUGCUGCUGCCAGAGGCCUCGCUGCUCAUCACGGCCUCAGGCACCACCCUGGAGAUGCUCAAGGCUGUGCUGGUGGCCCCCUGCUACCUGUGGUUCGGGGGGUUCUCACUGGAGCAGAGGCUGGACCUGCUCCUGCAGCACAGCUACUCUGAGGCCCAGCAGAGGCAAAUCCUGCAGUGGGCCACCCACUGCCAACCAUUGCUGGAGAACUGCCAGGUCCCUGCUAUGAACCACCUCCUCCAGGAAGCCCUCCAUCUGCGACUGGCCACCCACAACUGCACACUCACGGCCUUAUAUGCCACCUGGGUGUUUCAUCAGUUCUUACCAAUGCAAGUGGCAGCUGAGAUGAGGGACCACAUGAGACCUGUCUGGAGGCACAUGCUGCAGGCCUUGUGCCGUCUGGCCCUGGAGGGUCUGAGGCUCCAGAAGCUGGUCUUCACUCAGGACACGCUGGGCAGGUUCGGGCUGUGGAGCCCGCACCUCUCCUUUCUGGCCAGCAAGCACCUCCUGCUGCCUCACCCGCACCGUGCUGGUCACUUCAGCUUCCUGCAUCCCAGCCUGCAGGACUUCUUUGCGGCCCUGAGCCACAUGCUGCCUGAGGGGCAGGCCUGCCCCAUGUUCCCCGAGCUCCUGAGCCUGCUGUUGCCCAAGUCUGGGGGUGCCCGCCAUCCGCCCGUGAGCCGCUUCCUGUGCGGCCUCCUGAACCGGGAGUUGGCAGAGCUGCUGCAGGGGCUGCUGGGGUGUGCCGUGGCCCCUGAGACCAGACAGGCCCUGCUGCAUGAGGUGGCCUGGCUGGGCGCCCACCCUGGCCCCCAGGACCUUCUCUCCACCUUCUACUGCCUCUUUGAGACCCAGGAGCAGGAGCUGGUGCAGGAGAUGUGUGCCAGCCUGCGGGCAGCCAGGGUGCUGCUCAGCCGGCCGAUGGACCUACUGGUCCAUGCCUUCUGCCUGCCCUGCUGUGGCCACCUGCAAACCCUCAGGCUGUCCGUCGGAGGGGUCUUCCAGAAGGAUCACAGCCUUGAAGCAGGGCCCCUCCUGCCCCCCAGACCGCAGCACCAGAGCCUGGUAAGGGAGAGCUGGCAGCAGCUGUGUGGGGUGCUCGGUGCACACCCCAGUCUGCGGCGGCUGGACCUCGCAGGCAGCAUCCUGAGCCCAUGGGCUUUGAAGACACUGUGUGGACAGCUCCAGCGGCCGGCCUGUGGCAUUCAGCGCCUGACCUUCACAGAUGUGCAGGUGAUGUGGGGCCUGGAGCCACUCUGGCAUGUUCUGGUUGCCAGCCCCAGACUCCGGCUGCUGGGCCUGGCCUGCAUGUCCCUCGGGCAUGCGGACGUCACCAUGGCCGGCAUGGCUCUGCGACACCCUUCCUGCAGGCUCCGCUCUCUCUGGCUAGAUGGCUGCUGGCUAGAAGACCCUGAGUUCUCUGUCAUCUCCCAAGUCCUAGCUGGGGCCACCUGCUUACGAGUCCUCAGCUUGGCCAGAAACAAGGUCUCAAAGGACGCCCUCAGGGCACUGUGCCAGGGCCUGCUGGCCCCAGCCUGCAAGCUGCAGAGGCUCGAAGGGCUGGGGUGGUUCUCUUCAUGCCCUUGGGGCUCCCUCUCCAGGCUGCGGAGCUGUGGCCUCUCUGCCGGGGCAUGCCAGGACCUGGCCAGGGGCCUCAUCGGCAACUGCAGCUUGACGCACCUGGACCUGUCAGACAACCACCUGAGUACAUGGGGCAUGAGGUUCUUGUACCCCUGCCUCAGCCACUCAGCACCCAGCCAUGGUCUCCAGAGGCUGCUCCUGACCCGGUGCGGCCUGGAUACGGCUGCCUGCAGCUUCCUGGCCUUGGCACUCAUGCACCACACGAGCCUGACACAUCUAAGCCUCAGCUCAAACCCGCUGGGCAACCGCAGCGUCCACCUCCUGUGCCUGGCCCUGCAGGACCCCAUGUGCCACCUGCAGGAGCUGGAGCUCGUACAGUGUCAGCUCACGGCCACCUGCUGCUCCAGCCUGUCCUCCGUGAUCGCACAGAACCAGUACCUGAGCAGCCUGGACCUCUCCCACAAUGCCCUGGGUGACGAGGGACUGGUGGCACUCUGCGAGGGUCUCAAACAAAGCACCAGCUCACUCGUGAGGCUCAGGCUGGAGGAGUGUGGCCUGACCUCAGACAGCAGUGUGGCACUCUCCGCCGCCCUCUCCCAAAACCGCAGCCUCCUUAGCCUUGGCCUGGCCAGCAACAGCUUCAGCCUCCCAGCCAUGAGGACACUGUUUCAGGGGAUCUCACACCCAUCCUGUGCCCUGCGCGCCAUUGGGCUGAAGCUGGGGCAGUUUCCGGCUGCGGUGCAGCAACUGGUGGCAGAUCUGCAGCAGGUGAAGCCAUGGGUGACUGUGGAUAGCGACUGGGACAAAGAGCCAGGUGAAGACUGGGACGAGGAGCCCGAUGAAGACUGGUUCUGGUGGCGGCAGUGA